Hemibagrus wyckioides is the source of this 1138-nucleotide messenger RNA. NCBI's taxonomy places the organism in Eukaryota, Metazoa, Chordata, Actinopteri, Siluriformes, Bagridae. The record is from the annotation of a RefSeq genome assembly.
AUGGUCAUCCGUAAAACCCACCCUUUAUUCAAAAUUGUUAACGACGCACUAAUUGAUCUCCCCGCCCCAUCCAACAUUUCCGCCUGAUGAAACUUCGGCUCCCUCCUACUAUUAUGUUUAAUAAUACAAAUCCUAACCGGCCUAUUUCUGGCCAUACACUAUACCUCCGACAUCUCCACCGCCUUCUCAUCCGUAGCCCACAUCUGCCGAGACGUAAACUACGGUUGAAUUAUCCGAAACCUUCACGCCAACGGAGCCUCUUUCUUCUUCAUCUGUAUCUACCUCCACAUUGGCCGAGGACUUUAUUAUGGCUCCUACCUGUAUAAAGAAACCUGAAAUAUCGGAGUAGUCCUUCUACUCCUUGUAAUAAUAACAGCUUUCGUUGGAUAUGUCCUACCAUGGGGACAAAUGUCAUUUUGAGGUGCUACCGUAAUUACAAAUUUAUUAUCAGCAGUCCCAUACGUAGGAGACAUACUAGUUCAAUGAAUCUGAGGGGGCUUUUCAGUAGAUAACGCAACACUAACCCGAUUCUUCGCAUUUCACUUCCUACUACCAUUCGCAAUCGUAGCCGCCACACUAAUACAUGCACUAUUCCUACACGAAACCGGAUCCAACAACCCACUAGGCCUUAACUCCGACGCAGACAAAAUUACAUUUCACCCAUACUUCUCAUACAAAGAUGUCCUAGGGUUCAUCCUACUAAUUACAGCCCUAGCAUCCUUAGCAUUAUUCUCACCCAACCUAUUAGGAGACCCAGAAAACUUCACCCCCGCCAACCCACUAGUCACCCCGCCACACAUUAAACCAGAAUGAUAUUUCCUAUUUGCAUACGCCAUCCUCCGAUCAAUCCCCAAUAAACUAGGCGGUGUAUUAGCAUUAUUACUUUCAAUUCUAGUACUCAUGGUGGUGCCACUUCUACACACCUCUAAACAGCAAGGACUCACCUUCCGCCCCCUAGCCCAGCUAAUAUUCUGAACACUAGUGGCAGACGUAGCAAUCCUAACUUGAAUUGGCGGAAUACCAGUAGAACACCCAUUCGUCAUCAUUGGACAAAUUGCUUCAGUACUAUACUUCGCACUAUUCCUAUUCCUAAACCCACUAAUAGGCCUAUUAGAAAACAAACUCCUAAAUUUCAACU